Umbelopsis ramanniana AG is the source of this 1737-nucleotide messenger RNA. RefSeq lists its product as uncharacterized. The transcript has 4 exons. Bases 56 to 1372 code for a protein of 438 amino acids. NCBI's taxonomy places the organism in Eukaryota, Fungi, Mucoromycota, Umbelopsidomycetes, Umbelopsidales, Umbelopsidaceae. The record is from RefSeq and is a predicted model, not a curated record.
AUUUUCUCUUCUUCUCUUUAACGCCUGUUCUUUCCAGCUCGGGAGUAUAAUAUUGAUGCAUUUUACACGCUCCCUCGCUGUUCUCGCAUCCGUUGCAUUGGUCAACGCAGUCCCAGUUCCUCAAGAUGCAGGAACUACUACAGCUUCUCCAUCAUCUGGAGACUCGCCAUCCAAUGCUAUCAAACUUGUCAGCGAAAGCGAUUUUUGUUUGUUCUUGCCUCCUCAGCCCGGUCUUGAGGUCGCCACCAACGAGGACAAUGGUAUCCCUUUCUGUAGCAAUGGCCCUACCGACGUUCCCGGUGCCAAACCUUUCCCUGAUGGAUUCAUCACCGUCGCCCAUUACCAACAAAACGAUACUUAUCAGCAAGUGACAGGUUACAUGAACCCAUCCACUUAUCAACUCAGCAGUACUGAUGAGGGUGGUCAGUAUGAUAAUCAUGGUAACGGCAAGCCCGUUGGCGCUUCUUGCCAGGGAUACAGUUAUUUUGUAUCCAUUAUUGAACCUGCCGACAAUCGUUUUUGUAUUCGUUGCUGUCAGAAUGUGGACGACUGUAACACUGGUCGCUCUGGAUACGGCUGUUUGAGAGUCGUUCCCGGCGAUUACACUCAAGCAGAUGGUACACAGCCAUCUGAUGCAGCCUCUGCUUCUGCUCCCAUAGCCUCCAGCACUGACACUGAUGCUGGUGCUCAACCAACCGACACUACCACUCCCGCUGACCCAACUGAUGAUGGCGAUGACACAGCUGAUGAUACCGAUGAUCACUCCGACGCAGGCUUGUCUAAUAACUGGGCUGAAGACGAUGUCUUGAGCCCUGGUGUCGAUGAUAUUGGCUCUAACCCAUCCACUGGCAAUGCUGAUACCGGUGAUGUUACUGGCUCCGACCCAGCCACUAACAAUACCGGUACCGAUAAUGGAACCAACUCCAACAGCCCAGUUUCCGGCAUUGUUUCUUCUGAAUUCCCUACCGAAGUCACCUCUCUUCAGGAACUUCUCGCCAACGGUACCUCUGUUCAAGACAUUCAACAAAGCUUCCAGCAGUUCGUUCAAGGCAUUGAGACCAAGUAUCCCAACGCUGCUCAACCUUUGCAACAAUUGGUUGCAUUGACUAGUGGCUUCACAACCACUGAAGAAUGGCAGAACUUUGUUCAGACCCUUCAAACAAAGAUUGCCAACGCUGGCAAUGGGGGUUCUGGUAGUGAUGCUGACAUCGCCAGCCUACCUCCUACUCCCUCUUCUUCUCUUCCCGUUAGCGAUGCGUCCGUGUCGGGUGGUCUCGCAACGGAUGCUCCUUCUUCCGCACCUUCCAGUGAUGCUCCUAUGCCCACCGCUACAACUGACCCUACCACCGAUGCGAUCCCGCCAACACUUUGAUGCCUUCCUCCGUCGAUUCAGCUGCUCCAUCUGCCACUCCCACUGGCAACGUGGAUUCUUCACAACCCUUGACUGCUGAACAACUGGACCAGGAGCUUAACAAUAGAUUCGAUUCACUUGAGCAGAAGCUUAUGGACGAGCUUCGUACAUUGUUGGGUAACAACACUACCUCAACAGAACAUAAUGACCAUAACAACCAAGCUGCCUGGUAAAAUAAAUGCCGUCACGCGAAGCGUUGAGGUGUCACUGUGAAAUGAAACAGCCUAGAACAAAAGUAUAUCAAAAUUUUGUGAAAUUUGAGUACAUUGUAUUAUUUUUCUUGUAUAAAGACCAUAUAAACAGCAAAAUGCGAAGUGAAAUGGAAU